This is a messenger RNA of Effrenium voratum, 723 nucleotides long. Lineage: Eukaryota; Dinophyceae; Suessiales; Symbiodiniaceae. The record is from the annotation of a GenBank genome assembly.
AUGUUGAAGCUUUUCGUGGCCGACGCCUUGGUCGAGCUCAGAGGCUUCGCACCCUUCCUGCGGAGCUGGUCGGACAUGUUGGACGAGGGCGACGGCCUGGAGGCCGCGGCGGCGGCGAGCUGCGAGGUGCUGCUUGCCCUUAUGGCGCAGGUCCAACGCCUGGACAACAAGGAGGCCUUGGCGCUGGCGCUCUUUGUCGAGGGCUUCGUGGGCAAGACGCUGCCUUCGGGGGCCACCUCCGGGGGCUUCGCGCUCUAUGGCGGCGCAUUCGCGCGGCGCGUCACGCUGCAGCUCUUGCGCUGGGCGCCGGCGGCAUCGCUGGGUCCGCAGCUGGUGGGGAAGCUGUGGCCGGCGGUGCAUGCCAAGCUGAAGCGGGAUGCCGGGCUGCAGCUGGAGCGGGAGAUCGGGGGCAAGCUGAAGAUGGUGUGGUACAAGUUGAAGCCUUCCUCUUCUCUGAAGAAGGGCCUCGGCGCCUUUCACCCGGAGGAGCUCAUUGCAGCGGUCCUGCAGUUCCUGGUGACCCACCUCCAGGUGAGCUGCGAAAGGAAAAGCCACGAGUUGGGCGAGGGGUUGGGGCCCCGGCACCCCGCGGAGGAAUGGGUUCAGGAGGUCUUGGACCGACCCUUCGGCUGGGGGGUGCUGGUGCCGCUCUUGGUGGCGCCCUUGCCAGCGGCCCAGGAGGCCACUGACAUAGGAUACGCUGAGCGCAAGAUGGAGGUGUAG